AUGAAUGACCGAUGGCGAAUAGAUCCGACGGCGAAACCGCGGAAAAUGGUUCCUCUUGUUUGGCCGCCGGAAGGCAAUCUGCGUUGGAGCUGUGAAAGGAUUCGGUUGAUGGCAAGGCGCAGAGAGGCGCGAUUGAAAGUUCAUCCGAUUCGUGUGUGCCAUAACCACGACCGCACGGCUUCACCAACGAUCCAGCAAGUUAAAAGGCCCUCGUUUUCUGCACUCCGUCGUCCUGGGAUCCCCAGUUGGUCAAAGAUAUUCUUCGAACGCCCCAAAACAGAUAACCACGAUUUCAAAGACACAAUCGCGCGUCCGACAAGGCUUCUGCCCAGCGACUCCACUUACGUCGUUGUCAGAAGUCCUUUCCAGCUGCCACCACUCGCAAUCAACAGGUCCAGUCGUGCCCGCUCUCUUGAGUCUCACCGGCUCACCCUUAACCUCUCUGUCUGUAGAGAGACCAAUCUCUCGCGUGGAAAGACGGCGGCCGAGCCGUCCAACCAGACAAUUGUCGGUGUUAAUGAUUCGCCCUCCCAGAAGGGCCAUCCCAAGCGCACGAUAGUAUUGUUUGACCAGCUUUCAAGUUCAUCUUUGGGAUCAAAGCCCCUUGAAUUCAAUGAGCUCCCGCAGCAACAGUCUGCCCUUCAGCUGGGACGAGAUCAUGCACAGUCCUGCUUCAGCUGA
Molecule: messenger RNA, 681 nt
Organism: Puccinia triticina
Lineage: Eukaryota; Fungi; Basidiomycota; Pucciniomycetes; Pucciniales; Pucciniaceae
Exons: 3
Coding region: 1-681 (226 amino acids)
Source: RefSeq, a predicted model, not a curated record